AUGACAAACGCUACUUACUUUAUAUGGAGUGAUAGUGCCAGUUCGUAUGGUUUUAAAGAUGAUGAACAAGAGAAGAGUGCACCAUGUACAUCCAAGAAUGGCAAUUUCAUAGCUGUACUUCCGACAAUCUUCUAUUAUGCCACUGCUGUCGUCGUCUUCAUAAUGCUUAUAGUUUUCUGGUUACUGCUCUUCCAGAUGUACUCGUUGUCUGUGCUCAUUCCAGUGGUUAUUCUUUCAUUCUCUGGAUUUUUACUGGUGUUCGUCAACAUAAAGAUUGCUUGUCUGGAUCCAUCACCAGAGAGCACGAUUAUCUCGCAAGUUGUGUGA
Messenger RNA from Necator americanus (New World hookworm), 327 nucleotides. RefSeq lists its product as uncharacterized. The record is from RefSeq and is a predicted model, not a curated record. The transcript is spliced from 4 exons. NCBI's taxonomy places the organism in Eukaryota, Metazoa, Nematoda, Chromadorea, Rhabditida, Ancylostomatidae. Bases 1 to 327 code for a protein of 108 amino acids.